Messenger RNA from Podarcis raffonei (Aeolian wall lizard), 4423 nucleotides. It is a transcript of the gene NFIX, whose product is annotated as nuclear factor I X. Gene Ontology annotation, molecular function: RNA polymerase II cis-regulatory region sequence-specific DNA binding; DNA-binding transcription factor activity, RNA polymerase II-specific. The record is from RefSeq and is a predicted model, not a curated record. The transcript has 11 exons. Gene Ontology annotation, biological process: regulation of transcription by RNA polymerase II. Bases 830 to 2317 code for a protein of 495 amino acids. Gene Ontology annotation, cellular component: nucleus. Lineage: Eukaryota; Metazoa; Chordata; Lepidosauria; Squamata; Lacertidae.
UUUUUUUCUGCUGGCAUUGGUACAGGCAAAUGGUUGGGGACUGAGCAUGAAAGGAGAAAGCAAGCAAGCAAGAGAGUUUAAGAGGAAAAAGGGAAAGGAAAAAAGGGGGAAAACAACAACAACAACAAAAUCCCUCAUACCCCAGCAGUUGGGUUUUGCCAGCAGCCGAUCACAGCUGAUUCCAGAGCGGAGUCUGUCCCUUUUCCCCUAGACCUGCGAUCGCCCCUGUUCUCAGGCGGAGGGAGCCACAUCUAAGUUGCAUCUUUGCAUUUUUGCCAACGCUGAGAGGGAUUCUUUCCCCCCUCUCAACUCCCCCUCCUGAUCACUUGCUGUUAUUCUGCCUGUUUUUAUUUUUUCCCUUCAUCCUUCCAAUUAUUAUUAUUAUUAUUAUUAUUAUUAUUAUUAUUAUUAUCCUUAAGAGACAUUUGGCUUUUUUUAAAAAGAAAACAUAUUUUGUGUGUGUUUGUGUGUGGUGAUGUUGAUUUAUUUUUGUCCUUCGCUGAUGUUUCCAUUCCUAACCUGCUUUCUUCAAUUUUUAAUUCUCCUUUUUUGCUAUCCCACUGUUUUUAUUAAAUAAGACUUUUUUUAAAAAAAAAUUGGCUAACAGUUUGCAGUGGAGAAUGCAGCCAACAAUUGUUUUCCACCCAAUUUAAUAAAUAUCCUGCACUCUUCUGUGCACUUCCUUUUUAUAUUUUUUACUUUCCUCCUUGUUCUCCCCUCCUCCCUCUUCCACCUCACAGCCCCAAUAGCACCCCCUUUCCACACUCUGCAAUUCUGAGCCCAGAAUUUCUGAAUCGGGGGCUUAGCUUCGCCGGGAUGAGCCAGAGCAAUGGAUGAAUUCCACCCCUUCAUUGAAGCUCUUCUUCCUCAUGUCCGUGCGUUUUCCUACACAUGGUUCAACCUGCAAGCUCGGAAACGAAAGUACUUUAAGAAGCAUGAGAAGCGGAUGUCGAAGGAUGAGGAGCGCGCUGUGAAGGACGAAUUACUUGGUGAAAAGCCUGAGAUCAAGCAGAAAUGGGCAUCCCGGCUGCUGGCCAAGCUACGCAAGGACAUCCGCCCGGAAUUUCGCGAGGACUUCGUCUUGACCAUCACGGGCAAGAAAGCACCGUGUUGUGUCCUCUCCAACCCAGAUCAGAAGGGCAAAAUCCGCAGGAUUGACUGCCUGAGGCAGGCUGACAAGGUUUGGAGGCUGGACCUAGUUAUGGUCAUCUUGUUCAAAGGGAUCCCUCUUGAAAGUACUGACGGGGAGCGGCUAUACAAGUCGCCGCAGUGCUCAAACCCGGGCCUUUGCGUCCAGCCACACCACAUUGGAGUCACAAUUAAAGAACUGGAUCUUUACUUGGCGUAUUUUGUUCACACUCCUGAAUCCGGACAAUCAGACAAUUCAAACCAGCAAGGAGAUGCGGACAUCAAACCACUGCCCAAUGGGCAUUUGACUUUCCAGGACUGUUUUGUGACAUCGGGUGUCUGGAAUGUUACGGAGCUGGUGAGAGUGUCACAGACUCCUGUUGCCACAGCGUCUGGUCCAAAUUUCUCACUGGCUGACCUCGAGAGUCCCAGUUACUACAACAUCAAUCAAGUGGCUCUUGGUAGACGGUCAAUAACAUCUCCACCUUCUAGCAGUUCCACCAAGCGGCCCAAGUCGAUAGAUGACAGCGAGAUGGAGAGCCCUGUAGACGACGUGUUCUACCCUGGGACAGGGCGGUCCCCAGCAGCUGGCAGCAGCCAGUCCAGUGGGUGGCCCAACGAUGUGGAUGCAGGACCGGCUUCUUUAAAGAAGUCGGGGAAGCUGGAUUUCUGCAGUGCCCUGUCCUCCCACACCACCUCCCCGAGAAUGGCUUUCACCCAUCACCCGCUGCCUGUCCUAGCAGGAGUCAGACCAGGAAGCCCCCGUGCCACAGCCUCGGCCCUGCACUUCCCAUCAACCUCCAUCAUCCAGCAGUCCAGCCCCUACUUCACACACCCGACCAUCCGCUACCACCACCACCACGGCCAGGACUCGCUGAAGGAAUUUGUGCAGUUUGUAUGCUCGGACGGCUCAGGCCAGGGCUCCGGGCAGCCUAACGGUAGCGGCCAGGGCAAAGUCACGGGGUCAUUUUUGCUGCCGCCGCCACCACCUGUGGCCAGACCAGUGCCCCUUCCAAUGCCUGAUACAAAAUCCACCAGCACUAACCCAGAGGGCGGAGCGCCGACACCAACGUCACCCUCAUUCUCAGCGCCAGGCUCCUCCUCCUCUGCCAACCGGUUUGUCGGCAUCGGACCCCGGGACGGCAACUUUCUAAACAUCCCCCAGCAAUCUCAGUCUUGGUUCCUCUGACGGGAUCUUCAAGCGAAGAAAAAUAAUAAUGAUGAUGGUGAUGAUGAUGAUGAUAAUAAUAAGUUUUCGCUCACGUCCUGAGAAUCAGAAUCUUCAGUCCUUAACCCAUAUCUUCACUGAGCUGCUCCUCUUCAAGGAAAAGUAAGAGACGUUGGGUAACACUACAGAUGAGAAGCUUAAAAGAAUUACGUUGGACCUCCCCGAUCCAAAGCAGAUUUUUGCAUUUGCGUAGAAGAGGCUUGUCUUCUGCAAGGAAUCCCAUCAACACCUACAGAAGUCACGUAAUCCUGUUUCAAUGAUAUGAUAGUUCUGGACAGGCUAUUCAAGCAGUGGUUAAAAAAAGAAAGGGGUUUCUCUUAUUCAUCAUGGGGAAGGAAUAGCAUUCACAUUAACCAGCCUCAAACCCCCAAAAUUUGCACCAAGUUUUGCUAGGGGUUAUGUUUGUUGCGAAAUGAAAGAGGAGACACUUUCUUAGUGCCUCAACUGCCUACCAGCCUAAUUCCUAUGAGCCCAUUUGCAACUUGAGGAGAGUUGUGUUUCUAGGUCACUCAAUUUGCUUUUUUAAACUUCGCAAUGUGGUACAGGGGCUGCAGGAAAAUGAAGUUUGUCCUAAAUUCAAAUAUCCUCCUAAAUACGUUUCUAAAAGCGUGUCCAGUGUGGUGCACUGGUUCACAAUUGGAACUGGCUAUGAUUAGAGCAGUACUAGGGUCAUAAUGCUUGGUUGGCACUCACAGCACAAACAUCUCCUAUCAAACAUAAAUUCCCCCUUGCAGUAAAUUCCCUUGUUAAUGAAAUUUAACAUAGCAUCCUCAUUACUUAAAAAAGCAAAAACAGAAACGCUCCUGACUGCCAGAUGCCGAGACAAUAUUCCAUUCCUGAGCAAGAGGGGGGGCUCUCCCUAGUUCCCUCCCCCGUCUCUCUGAGACAAAACCACACACACACCUGACACAUCCUGGUGUCUGGUGACUCCUGGUGUCCUUUGCCAUUGACGAACCUUUCCUGCAUCUCAGAUAUAUAUAUAUAUAAUAACACCUUAGGGCUUAUGUGGAAGGUACUCCUAGUCAUAUUCUCCAUGAACUGGGAUCCCUUCACAUACAAGAAAGGCAGGCACUCUUGGGUUCACGAGUCCAAGACGGAUUGGGCUGGAAAGUGUUUCUAAGUAUUUCUCUUAGCAAAGAGAGCAUCUGCUACCACUGCCAGAGGGCAAAUGACACUUGGAGACCCAUUGGAUGCUUACUAAAAACAUUGUAAAAAGAAUCCAUUGACAAGAGAGCAAAGAGGCCACAUUCAAGUUGUACCCCAGACAAAUCCCUGGAGCGAAGGCAGCUGGCUCAGUCAGGCACGUUUCUGCAGAGCUUGUAGCCUGUUCUGGACAGGUUGGGCUGUGUCCCUUUCCUCUGAGUUCUAGUAUUUUCCUUUUGAGGUUUUGGGUGUCUGUUGUUACUAUGGUUUGAUGCUCUUCCUGAUCCCUUUUCUCCACUUGGUUCUUUUCCUCCUUUAGUUGUAGCAUUUCCUUUGGCUUCCUCUACAUACAGGUGACAACAGCAAAGAAAUUAAACGCUAGGGUUUUGUGGUCGUCGUUGAGACAAACAAAAAGACAAACCCUUUGAGCUUAGAACAUAUGAACACUCUCAGCAAAACUUCAGCGCAACAAAAUUAAUUGUAUAGAGUUAGAGGUAGUGGAAGCUGCCUGACUGGUAGAUGUGAAGGUUUGACAUUGCCGGCUGUACACUACGCAUGCACACAUACGCACCAGAAUCGACCACACAGCUCCGCACACUUUCAUCUUCCCUUUCUCAGACUACAAAAGAAUAAUAAUAAUUAAUAAUAAUAAUAAUAAGUGAGGAGAGCAAGCGCCCCCCUCUGUUUUGCACCAAUGAGAUCUUCAUUAUUUAUUUUCCAAAGGUCUGUGGAAGAGGCCCCUCUCUUUCUCCUUAUUUACCCCCAUGCUAAGCUUUGGGGGCAGGAGCUUUGCCAAAUUCUUUGGGGUUCACCCCCCUCCCCAUCCCAUCUCCCCUGUUAAAUGUGUCCAUCUCUGCAUGAGGGGUCACUGGUUGUUACAGGGCAACUCCACAUGGUAAACUUAGGAUAGGCAAGGGCGUCUGG